AUCUACUUUUUCACUUUUUGUAUUGGAAUUUGGAGAUGGCUAUGCAAACUGUGAGAGAAGGUCUCUUCUCUGCUCCACAGACUUCUUGGUGGACUGCUUUUGGAUCUCAGCCGUUGGCUCCGGAGAGUCUCGCCGGCGAUUCUGACUCGUUCGCCGGUGUUAAGGUCGGAUCUGUCGGAGAGACAGGACAAGGUGUGGAUAAACAGAGCAACUCUGCAACUCACUUAGCUUUCUCACUUGGUGAUGUAAAGAGUCCAAGACUUGUGCCAAAGCCUCAUGGAGCUACUUUCUCAAUGCAAUCGCCUUGCUUGGAACUUGGAUUUACUCAGCCACCGAUCUACACAAAGUAUCCUUAUGGGGAACAACAGUACUAUGGAGUUGUUUCGGCCUAUGGAUCUCAGAGCAGGGUAAUGCUUCCUCUAACCAUGGAAACGGAAGAUAGUACCAUCUAUGUGAACUCAAAGCAAUACCAUGGAAUCAUAAGGCGACGCCAGUCCCGUGCAAAGGCUGCUGCUGUUCUUGAUCAGAAGAAAUUGAGUAGCAGAUGCCGCAAGCCAUAUAUGCAUCAUUCGCGCCAUCUCCAUGCAUUGCGGCGUCCUAGAGGAUCCGGUGGGAGAUUCUUGAACACUAAAAGUCAGAACUCGGAAAAAAGCGGAACCAAUGCAAAGAAAGCUGACGGAAGUAUGCAGAUCCAGUCUCAGCCUAAGCCUCAGCAAAGUAACUCUCAGAAUUCUGAAGUUGUUCAUCCGGAAAACGGGACCAUGAACUUAUCGAAUGGAUUAAAUAUGUCGGGAUCAGAAGUUACAAGCAUGAACUACUUCCUAAGUUCUCCAGUCCAUUCUCUUGGUGGCAUGGUAAUGCCUAGCAAGUGGAUAGCAGCAGCAGCAGGAAUGGAUAAUGGCUGCAGCAAUUUCAAAACCUGAUCCUUUACCGUUUCACAGUCAAAUGGAGAGAGAUAAAGAACUCUUGCCUUGAAAAAGGUUGGAUGAGUUUUUAUUCUUGGUAUAAAGGAUUUUUCUUUUU
Arabidopsis arenosa is the source of this 1023-nucleotide messenger RNA. Lineage: Eukaryota; Viridiplantae; Streptophyta; Magnoliopsida; Brassicales; Brassicaceae. The record is from the annotation of a GenBank genome assembly.